This is a messenger RNA of Cajanus cajan (pigeon pea), 2562 nucleotides long. NCBI's taxonomy places the organism in Eukaryota, Viridiplantae, Streptophyta, Magnoliopsida, Fabales, Fabaceae. The record is from RefSeq and is a predicted model, not a curated record.
CAAAAACAUUGAUUGAGAAAAACAGAAAGGUCCUCCUUUGUAGGAGACCAUCGAGGAAAAACAGAAAAGCAUCCUUCUGUAUUAUGCAACACGUUUACCUUUUCUUUCUGUUGUGAACCCCUGCUAUUCUUCCACACUGAGGGGUCCCAACCUUUAAUAGAAGAAAAGGCGGUGUUUCCGGCAACGUGCUUUAUUGGCUCACAAACUCUUUGGCCGGAACCCAGAAUUAAGCACUUCAUGUGAAUUCUGAGAUACAAGAACAAUGUCUUCAAAACCUCAUAAUAAUUCUCCUGAUAACGCAUCACCUGAUGACUCUACCCCUGAUAACAGCACCCCUGAUGAUGCUGACAACUCAUCUUCACCACCCUCACAAUCUCCACCACCAAGCUCACCUCCUCCGUCAUCACCGCCACCAUCUUCGACACCACCUUCGCCGCCACCACCUUCGUCACCUCCACCGUCAUCUUCAUCCUCACCACCCUCUCCUCCUCCUCCUCCUUCGUCAAACAACCCAAGCCCUCCAUCACCAAAUGGGUCCCCCCAGUCACCUCCUCCACCCACAUCAACACGUUCUCCACCCUCCUUUGAAUCACCUCCACACAAAUCACUACAACCUCCAUCGCAUCAAACUGACGGUGCCAGUAGAAGCGGCAGCAAGAAUGGCGGUGGCAGUAGCGGCAAUAAUACAGGCAGUGGUGGUGGCGGUAGUGGCAAUGACGAUAAUAGUAAGGCCAUAGUUGGAGCAGUGCUUGGCGUAGGGAGCGUGCUUCUUAUUUUGGUCAUCGUUUGCGUUGUUUGCUCCAGAAGGAAGAAGAAGAAGAGAAUGUACUAUUAUGGUCCUGGAGAGCAAUCACUUGGAGGAAAAGGGAAUAACUAUGCUGGGAAUAACUAUUACAACAGCGGGCAACACCCAGGUUAUUACGGAAAUCCUCACGGGGACCAUGUUGUGAGGGUACAAAACGGAAUGGGCCCUGGCGGCGGUGGCGGGUGGGGUGCACCGCCACCACCGCCGAUGAUGAUGAACAGUGCUGACAUGAGCUCUAACUACUCAACAGGACCAACCCCUUUGCCUCCUCCCUCACCAACCCUUGCCCUAGGCCUCAAAGGUGGAACCUUCAGUUACGAGGAACUUGCAGCUGCCACCAACGGAUUCGCCGAUGUAAACUUGAUAGGACAAGGUGGCUUCGGUUAUGUCCAUAAGGGUGUGUUGCCUAAUGGCAAGGAAGUAGCAGUUAAGAGCCUUAAAUCAGGUAGUGGCCAGGGAGAACGAGAGUUCCAAGCUGAGAUUGACAUCAUUAGUCGUGUCCACCAUCGUCAUCUUGUGUCACUUGUUGGAUACUGUAUUUCUGGUGGCCAGAGAAUGUUGGUCUAUGAGUUCAUUCCCAAUAACACAUUGGAGUAUCAUCUUCAUGGAAAGGGUAGGCCUACUAUGGAUUGGCCUACUAGAAUGAGGAUUGCAAUAGGAUCUGCUAAAGGUCUUGCUUAUCUUCAUGAGGACUGUCAUCCUCGCAUUAUUCAUCGUGAUAUUAAAGCUGCGAAUGUCCUUAUUGAUGAUAGCUUCGAAGCAAAGGUUGCGGAUUUUGGACUGGCUAAGUUGACCACUGAUAAUAAUACUCAUGUGUCCACUCGUGUCAUGGGAACUUUCGGGUACCUAGCCCCUGAAUAUGCGUCAAGUGGAAAACUGACAGAGAAGUCUGAUGUUUUCUCAUUUGGGGUCAUGCUGCUGGAACUUGUAACUGGGAAGCGACCUGUGGAUCACACAAAUGUCAUGGACGACAGCUUAGUAGAUUGGGCUCGACCACUACUAACUCGUGGAUUGGAGGAAGAUGGCAACUUUGGAGAGUUAGUUGAUCCAUUUUUAGAGGGAAACUACAAUCCUCAAGAGCUGUCAAGGAUGGCAGCUUGUGCUGCUGCUAGCAUUCGUCAUUCUUCCAAGAAACGUCCAAAAAUGAGCCAGAUUGUGAGAAUAUUGGAAGGAGAUGUCUCAUUGGAUGACUUGAAAGAUGGGAUUAGGCCAGGGCAAAAUGCUAUAUACAACUCUUCUGGGAGCUCAGAUCAGUAUGAUACAAUGCAAUACAAUGCUGAUUUACAGAAGUUUAGAAAAGCAGUGUUUUCUAAUAGCGAUGAAUUUGGCACCAGUAGUGGCUCUAGUGCAGAAGUGAGCCAGAGGCAACCAAGGCUUUAGAUUCCUGAUAACAACACAUGUGAAAAGAAAAAAUCAAUGCAAGGGAGUUAUUGCUUCUUUUUAUUGUUUCAUAGGCAUUGGCAUGGGAAGUGAGAUCCCAAAUUGUGGAAAUCUUAGCUUGAUUACGCCUUCGUUUCGGAGUGUGUAUGUGUUUCAUGAGGCGUACAAUCAAUCUGACUUGUAUAUUAAUUUGUUCAAAGUUUUAUAUUUUCUAAUAUGGCUGUUGUGUACUUCGGGAUGUAUAGGCAUACAUUUGAAAUGGAGUCUUGAACAUAACUAUAUCUGUAUUAUUCGUUGAAAAAAAGUUUCUUCUGAUACUUGUUUUGUCUUUGCUUCACCAAGGUCGUAGGCCUUUGAAGUUAGAAUAUUUAUUUUUA